UGUUAUUCAUAGAUGUCUCGGCCUGAAGGCUAAUCAAGAGUCAACUCUGCAUUCUGUACCAACUUGUGGGCUUAUCCAGGCCAAGAAUCACAAAAACGAAAAAUAAGAAAGAGAAAUAGACAACAGAAUCAAAGAAUAAUAAAUUUGUAUAGCUACCUCCCUUAUUAUUGAGCAAACAUCCUUUAAUGUAAUUUGUUGGUUUAAAUUGGAACAUAAUAAUUUCUGGGCAGAAGAUGUAAUGUUUUUGUCCAUGAGGUCAGAGGUUUAGAGUGUACUAGCUUACGUGCUGUUCUACUCCAACUCCGUAGCCUAUUUAUUAUUUAAUUAAGGCACCAUGCACAAAAGUGCUUGUGGGGGAACAAGAAGAACAAGAAGAAGAGGGUGGUUUCAUCAAAAAGGAAUUGAAGAUUUAAUUUCUUUUCAUCAAAGAUGAAACACAUUUAAGUGUAUAGCAGACACAUAUCAAACCAAUAAGCUAAGGUUUCUUGCUUGAGCCUCAUCCCAUUACCAUUCUCAGGCUCAGGUUUUGUUUUGUCUCCUGCGUCUCAGCUUCUUUGUUAUCCAUCUGUGCAAACAAAAUUAAUAACAUGGAUACAUGAGUAGGGUAGCUACCUGCCAAUGCCAUAUAUAAAUAAACUGAUGAAUGAUGAUGAUGGUAAUGGAAGGAGAGUCAAAGUGUAUAGGUAGUUGGUGAGACAGAAAGAAAUGAAGGAACAAUCAGGCACGCCCCUUGCAUCGUUGCCUCGGCCUCAACCUCAGGUGGAGUGGAAUGAGCUUGGAUAUAGUUCAUGGGACACUCAGACUUCUCAAAAUCUUAAGAGGCCAUUAGAAGCUACAUUGUUGGAGAACACUUUCCUAACAAGUCCCUGCAUGCCACAUUAUGAUAAUGGAACUGUUGAAAUGAAUAUUCAUUUGAAACCUCAACUUGGAAACAACACUAGAUCCCGUUUAUGGAUUCCUCAGCAAGAAGAAUCUGUUGCUAAGAGAGCUCUCUUACAACAGAAGAACGCAACGCUGCCUAAGGUUAACCGAAAAGGUCAUCUUGCAGGUUCAGGUUCAUGUUCAGUUAGCAUAAUACCACAGAAUGAUCAACAUUUUCUAACUGAACUAGAUCAACAUUCUUUUGAAAUUCAUAAUCCUUUAUCUCCUGACAUUUUUAAAUUAGAACCUGAGGUGUUAAGUGAUCCUGUUAAUCCUCAAAGUCAAAAUUGGAGUUCAUCAGUGGUUGGUAUUCCCCAAUCUGAUUCUGCCACUGUGAAUGGCCUAAUUCCUCUGCAAGAUACAGAUGAAUGGAUGGUGCAUUCUUCUUGCCAACAAGGAUUGCAAGAACAUCGUAUAUUAAGAUCUGAAGCAGUUUUGAGGAAUCUCUCAGCUAAAAGCAACAAUCCUGGUGAAAUUUGGGGUAACACCAGUGUUGAUGUUAGCAGUGCAAGUGCCACCAUGGUUGAGCCUUCGAAUUCAAGUGCCAUUUUGGAUGAAUUUUGCACACUUCAGGACAAGGAUUUUCAGAAACUAUCAGAUUGCAUCGUGAGCAACUUCAGUAUGAGCCAGGAUGUCCAGUCACAGAUAACAUCAGCAAGUCUAGCUGAGUCCCAUGUGUUUUCUGUGCAAGACCUCGCCAUCGACGCAGGUGGUGCAUCUUCAAGCCAUGCUGAUUUUAAUGAAUGCAGCUUUCUGCAAAAUAAUUCAAGGCCGCGAGUAGCUUCGAAAGCUCCACCCAGGCGUACCUAUACUAAGGUACAAAGGGCUGGUUCUGUAGGAAGAUCAAUUGAUGUCACUGCUUUCAAGAACUAUGAGGAACUGAUACAUGCAAUUGAAUCCAUGUUCGGACUCGAGGGUCUGCUUAAUGACGACACCAGAGGCAGAGAUUCAGAAUGGAAGUUAGUAUAUGUUGAUUAUGAGAAUGAUGUUCUACUUGUUGGGGAUGAUCCUUGGGGGGAAUUUGUGAACUGCGUCCGCUGCAUCAGAAUUUUGUCACCUACAGAGCUUAAGAAGAUGAGCAAAGAGGGAAUGCAGCUUCUAAAUAGUGGUGCAUUGCAACGGAUCAAUGGUCACUUGCACUAAGAUUAUAAAGACAUUUUUGAAGAUUUGUACUUGUAACUGUAGUCUUUUAACUAUGAUCUUUUUCUCACACUCGUAGAAUAGCACAUAUCUACCUUCAGGCAUUACCUUAUU
Messenger RNA from Arachis ipaensis, 2175 nucleotides. The record is from RefSeq and is a predicted model, not a curated record. Lineage: Eukaryota; Viridiplantae; Streptophyta; Magnoliopsida; Fabales; Fabaceae.